Molecule: messenger RNA, 1887 nt
Organism: Pistacia vera
Lineage: Eukaryota; Viridiplantae; Streptophyta; Magnoliopsida; Sapindales; Anacardiaceae
Product: polyadenylate-binding protein 6-like
Exons: 7
Coding region: 1-1887 (628 amino acids)
Cellular component (GO): nucleus; ribonucleoprotein complex; cytosol
Molecular function (GO): poly(U) RNA binding; poly(A) binding; mRNA 3'-UTR binding
Source: RefSeq, a predicted model, not a curated record
AUGGCGAGUCCUGAUCCUGUGCAGCGGGCUGCACUGUACGUGGGUGACCUCCACGCUGACACCACCGAGUCCGACUUGCAAGAGGCGUUUCAAACGAUGGGGCCUGUGACCUCCGUUUAUCUCUGUCGCUGCGCUGUCACGGGGAAAAGUCUCCGUUAUGCUUACGUCAAUUUUCAUAAUCACUCUGACGCAUCUAAGGCUAUGGCAUGCCUGAACUGCUCUGACUUGAAGGGAAUACCGAUGAGGAUAAUGUGGUAUCAGAGAGAUCCUUCUGUAAGAAAAUGUGGCACCGGUAAUCUCUUUAUCAAGAACUUGGACCCUUCAGUCAAAGGCACCUGCUUGCUGGGUUUGUUUUGCCAGUUUGGAACUGUUCUCUCUUGUAAGGUGGCUGAAGAAAAUGGCAAGAGUAAAGGUUUUGGGUUUGUUCAGUUUGACUCGGAGGAAUCAGCCGCUGCUGCUCGUACUGCUCUGCAUGAUACUGUAUUUCGUGGAAAGAAGUUAUAUGUUUCAAAAUUUGUUAAGAAGAUCGACAGGAUAGCCACUGGUGAAAACUUAAAAUUCACCAAUUUGUAUGUGAAAAAUCUGGCUGAAGACAUGACAGAGGAUGCCCUUCAUGAGAUGUUUUCUAAAUUUGGAAAGGUUUGUAAUGUUGUCAUCAUGAAGGAUGGGAAGGGCAAUUCAAGAGGCUUCGGAUUUGUCAACUUUGAGUCAGCAGAAGAGGCUAGAAAGGCUGUGGAUGUCUUGAAUGGUGCACUAAUGGGUUCAAAGAUUUUGUUUGUUGGAAGGGCUCAGAAGAAGGCUGAGAGGGCAGAGAGAUUAAAACGUGAACUUGAGGAUACAUACAAUUCAAAGAUUCAGAAGUUGAAGGCCUCAAAUCUGUAUGUGAAGAAUCUCAAUGCCUCUGUUGAUGACAAAAAAUUGCAAGAAUUUUUUGGUCGUUUUGGAUAUAUAAUUUCUUCAAGAGUGAUGCGCCAUAACGAUGGAACAAGUAAAAGAUUUGGCUUUGUGUGUUUCUCCACUCCUGAAGAAGCAAAGAAUGCCUUGGAUACACUUAAUGGGGCCAAUUUUGAAGGAAGGACUCUCUAUGUGGCAAUAGCACAGAGUAAAAGAGAUCGAUGCAAGGAAUUACACAAAAUCUAUGCACAAGUUCCAGUUCUGCCUGCAUAUCCUCCCAACUGCGGUGUCAGUCCUCAAUACAGCUCUUUUUAUUGCAGUUACGAUCCUUGCUCUUCUCCAUUCUCUCUACUGCACCAGCCGGUCUUAUGUCAACCUUACUCAACAAAGCAUUACCAACAAAACAAUUCCUAUUAUGUAAGUAUAUUGCUAAAUUCUUCCUGCAACUGGGCUCUGAUGGCUACAAUUCUUUCUGAUUCUGUUCUUAAGUUAAUCUUUAAAUCACGGAUUCCAAUGGUACAAAUUCAUCUGGGUAGCACUGGGGAUGCCCGGAACUGGUUUUGCCAAGACCCUCCUGAUUGCAUGACACAAAUAACUGGACUGCAGAUGGGUGUGAAUAAUUCUGAGGUAACGAAACCGCAAAACUCACCAAAUUCCUCCAAUGGAGCAACUUCUGGAAGUCAUGCUGUGGUGAGAUCUUCUUUGAGCAGCAAGAAUAGGGCUGGGAAUGUUAUCUACCGCCUUGUUGAUAAACUUCAGCCUGAGUGUAUUACAAAGAUAACUGGACUGCGGUUGGAUGUGAACAACUCUGAGACAAUGAAUCUGCAAAACACACCAAAUUCCUUGGCUAAACAAGCUAACAACAAGAACUUACCAAAUACCUUUGCUAAACAAGCUAACAACAUGGUUCAAGUCUUGAAGGAGGCAAAUGCUAGGACAAGUGCAGACGGUGGUGUUGCUUUGCAAAAGUCUGUCACCUGCUUGAGCUACUAA